AAUAUCACAGAACACCAUAACCAGCUGAUACUGGCGUUGGCUUGUUUCGCGAGUGCCAAUACAAGACGCUGCCACUACUUACAAAAAAUAGUGCUGUUACAGGCCGGCUACUUCUGCUACUGCCCCGUUUUCUCGUUGCUUCUACAGAAUGUCUGCGGCAGCUUAUCGACAGCAACUCUCUAGCUUGGCAGUCGCUGGAGGUUCGCCUAAAGAUCAAGCAGAAAGGUAUAGAGCGGUUCUUGAGAGCAUUCUGAAGAAUUCUGGACAGGAACUCGUAGAAGGACUAAAAGUUUUCGUCGAAGCUAUUGUUAAUGAGAAUGUGAGCCUUGUGAUAUCUCGACAACUCCUUACUGAUGUUGGCAAUCACCUGUCUUCACUACCGGAUGAUGUUUCAAAAUGCGUUUCUCAUUUCACACUGGAUAAAGUCCAACCUCGUGUUGUGUCUUUUGAAGAACAGGUUGACUCGUGCUUGCCACUGUGUACUGCCUGGCCGCCCAUCGUCAAUCACUGUAGCUCUGCAUCAUCUGAAGAUUAUUUGGGUACCGCAGAGAACUUCACUGAGCCUGCAUUACCGGUAUCGGGGGUAGCGCCACCUGGACCUAUAAAACCACCGGCACUGCAUCAGCUCAUUGGGAUUUCCGGCCACAAGCAGCAUGGGCUAAGUUGUGUGUUUUACUGCCAUAGGUUGACUCGUGCUUGCCACCGUGUGCUGCCUGGCCACCCAUCAUCGAUCACCGAAGCUCUGCAUCAUCUGAAGAUUAUCUUGGCUCCGCAGCGAACUUCACUGAGCUUGCGUCGCCGGUAUCGGGGGGCAGUGCCACCUGUACCUAUAAAACCACGAGCACUGCAUCAGCUCGUUGGGAUUUGCGGCCACAAGCUGCAAGCAGUACAAGCCCUUACGGGUCUCGCAAGGGCUUGUCCUGCGAAACACAAGUAGCCAUUUUCAUUCAUGAUCUGCAUAUGAAUCUUGAUUGUAACAUUCAAACUGAAGCAAUUUUUCUGGACUUCGCAAAGGCUUUUGACAAAGUACCUCGCAAAUGCUUAUUACUACUAAAACUUUCCUAGUUAAAUUUACACCCUAAUGUAUUACAGUGGAUAAAAGAAUUUUUAGCACACCGCUCUCAGUUCGUCUAUCAAUAACCAAGCUUCUAAUUCCCUCCCAGUAACAUCAGGCAUCCCUCAAGGAUCUGUGCUUGGUCCCCUUCUAUUUUUGAUAUAUAUAAACGACUUACCCACACACGUUUCCUGUAACAUCCUAUUGUAUCUUCUUGGAGGCUGCGAUGAUCUAUCUCACCGAUGCCAUCCAGUUAUUGGAUCUGGUCGUUGAGUGUAUGAAUGAAUGAAUGUGUGUGGUUUAGUGGCGCAAGGGCCAGGUAUGGCCAAAGAGCGCCAUGCCAGUGUUUGUUAGUUCGCAGUGAAGUGAUGAAUUCUGAGAAGUAGAUGUGACGGGGCUGUAAAGGGGCCUAAAAGGCGCUGUAAAGUGCAUAAAAUCAACAUAUAGUAAGAUAAUGGCAAUUACUAGUGACGUGUACUAUGCACAUAAAAAAUGCUUUGCUAAAGAAUGAUAAUAUAUGCAAGAUAUGCAUAUGCAAGAAGCACUACUACCUGAACAGAGCCCUUGAAACACAAGGGCCUGGAGGCAUGUGCUAUACAGAACUACUAUCACAGCGGCAUCCUCUGGAGAGAAAAUGUGCUACGAAUGUAUUGGGCUAAAAACAUGUAACACAACUUCGUUCAAGAAACCGAGGACUGCUUUGGUGUUAAACAGUGGUUCUGCACCAAGAAACAUAAUGGGAUGAAGAGGGACAUGAUAUUGGUACGCUUGUGGAAAAUA
Dermacentor silvarum is the source of this 1834-nucleotide messenger RNA. RefSeq lists its product as uncharacterized. The transcript has 4 exons. NCBI's taxonomy places the organism in Eukaryota, Metazoa, Arthropoda, Arachnida, Ixodida, Ixodidae. The record is from RefSeq and is a predicted model, not a curated record. Bases 149 to 937 code for a protein of 262 amino acids.